Messenger RNA from Pimephales promelas (fathead minnow), 3111 nucleotides. RefSeq names its product DnaJ heat shock protein family (Hsp40) member C27 (gene dnajc27). Gene Ontology annotation, molecular function: GTP binding; GTPase activity. The record is from RefSeq and is a predicted model, not a curated record. Lineage: Eukaryota; Metazoa; Chordata; Actinopteri; Cypriniformes; Leuciscidae.
UCGCCAUAGAAACCCUUAUCUGUUUGCUAUAAUUUGCCCUUAUGUUUCGAUUGUACACAUCAUGCUUACUUAUCAUAAUUUCCAUUAACCUAUUUAGGAAAUAUAUAAUUUGAAAUGGUGUUUUAAAACUAUAUGUUUAGAUUUUUUACAUUUAUUUUAUAGUACAGGCUCUGUUGAAUCUGUUGUUUUCAAUCCCGUGAUCAAAUAACGUUAGUCGUUGCUAGGGCAGCUAGCCCGUUAGCAUGUCGAGUUUUAAACAUAUAUGCAUGCAAAAAUACCUGCUGUUUUUGUCGGCAGCACAUCAUGUGUGAAAUGUACUUACGAUUCGGAUUUAUGGACAAAUUUUAUCCAUAAUAUUCCGUGACACACCGGUCCUCUGUUAGCCAUAUAACUAGCAGGCUGUUUACUCUGUUGACGUACCGACUCAAACAGUCAUACGUGAAUUCUGGGGAUAUUUCAUCUCCUCAUUUUUUGGAAGUGGUUUGGGAAUAAGUGCAAUAUGGACACGAAUGUUCAGAAGAGGCGAGAAAACAAGAAGUCGUUACGGGUUAAGGUUAUUAGUCUGGGAAAUGCCGAGGUGGGAAAGAGCUGCAUUAUUAAACGAUACUGUGAGAAGCGGUUUGUGCCCAAGUAUCUAGCCACUAUUGGGAUAGAUUAUGGCGUAACCAAGGUUCAAGUUCGAGACAGGGAGAUAAAAGUAAACAUUUUUGAUAUGGCUGGACAUCCUUUCUUUUAUGAGGUUCGCAAUGAGUUUUAUAAGGACUCUCAGGGGGUGAUUCUGGUCUAUGAUGUUGGUCUGAGGGAAAGUUUUGAUGCCCUAGACAGCUGGCUCACAGAGAUGAAGCAGGAGAUGGGCUCACAGGCCAACAUGGAGAACAUCAUCUUUGUUGUGUGUGCCAACAAGGUUGACCUGACGAAAAGGCGAGUGGUGGAUGAGAGUGAGGGGAGACUUUGGGCCGAGAGCAGAGGAUUCCAUUACUUUGAAACUUCUGCCCAGAGCGGUGAAGGCAUCAAUGAAAUGUUUCAGGCCUUUUUCUCCUCCAUAACUGACAUGUGUGAAAAUGGAGGGAAGAGACCUACUCCAGAGGUCAACGUAGGUUUUACCAAAGAGCAGGCCGACACCAUCCGACGCAUUCGCAACAGCAAAGACAGCUGGGAUAUGCUGGGGGUUAAACCUGGGGCCACAAGGGAGGAAGUCAACAAGGCAUACAGGAAGCUGGCUGUACUGCUGCACCCGGACAAGUGUGUGGCCCCAGGCAGUGAGGAUGCCUUUAAAGCAGUGGUUAACGCUCGCACGUCCCUCCUCAAGAAUAUCAAUUGAUCAGCUUCACAUUGCCAUUAGUUGGAGUUGGAGUUCCCUUCUCAGUGAAGAUUACGCUUAAGACACAUGGAGAAGCCCGUGGACUCUAACAAAGACUUAGUUACAGAUGAGUUUGAUGUACAGCUAUGGUAUGACAUAGUCACCAAAGUUGUCCUGUUUACUUUAAAAUGUAACAUACAUGUUCAUGUCAAGUUGUGAUAGUGAAAACAAUGCUUUAAGCCCAGAUAAUAUGUACUUCACAUCACCUUAGAGCAUGAGGAUGACUUAGGUGGACCGUUCCUUUUCCCAGUCUGUCCUGCUUUGCUCCCAUAGACAUACAGUUGAAAGACCUUUUAUUUUCCUACUUAUUUGUGAGUCAGAUUUAGCAUUUUAAAUGCUGUUGUUUAAUCCCAAUGCAUCUUGCGAGGAUACCAUAAUCUACAUGGGUGAUUCCCAGUUUCCCCCGUGCUUCACCUUAACGCACUACAAAGAGGAAGGCACCAAACUGAACUGCAACUUAACCAAUACCUUUGCUUCAGUGCAAUUUAACAGUAGGGCUGGGCUUUAAAAAUCCCAAGUCUUGAUGACAUUUGAUGACAGAUUCUGCUAACUAGUGUUUUGAUGAGAAUCAAAUUUGAGGACAAACAUCAAUACAUUUAAAUCAACCUGUUCAAGAACUGUGGUAUUUCAUGCAAAUGCAAUUUGUUAAUUUGACUAAGGUUAUGUACUUUUGGUUAUUAAAUAGGCUUUUUUUUUAAAUAAUGGAUUUACCAAACAUACACUACCGUUCAUAAGUUUAGAGUCAGUACAUUUUUUUAAAGGAAUUAAGAAAGGCUGUGUUAAAUUGAUCAAAGGUGAAAGUACAUUAUACAAGAUAUUUACAUAGUUAUAAAAGAUUUCUAUUGGGAAAGAUUCUAUUCUAUUAAUCUUUUCUGAGAUAUUGAAUAUUGAGGCCGGCUACACAAUACUCGUUCCCUCAUCUAGAGAGAACCGAGGUUACGUUGGGUAACCGAUUCGGUAGCUUGUGUAUAUAUACACAUAUAUAUGGUUGUUUUCUCUACUUUGAACUGUAAUAACCAUGAAAGGAACUCUCUGUGAAUCUGUCACAGUGAUGGUAUCUGAUCCCAGGAUAACGAAAGAAUAAAGGAGCUUUGUUUACACCAACAUUAGAUUAGAUAAAAAUAACGCAGACAAAACUGUUACAUUAGCAGAGCAUUGUAGAUGUGCCAACAUGCAUUAGUUCAACAAUGUUUUGUUUGGCCCUUGUAUAUUAAUAAUAUUCACUGUAAUGCAAGUGUAUCAAAUGUAUUUUUUUAUGGAACCAUGGUGUUUACAACAUGAUGUGGGUUCACAUGUGCAAUCUAACCAUUAUUUAUAUUUUCAAACAAGUUCACGUUUUGUGAUCUCUAUUUCAUGUUUAUUUCGAAGGGCAUUUGAUAAUGUGAUGCCUUAUUCUCUAUGAUAGACUAUGUAAUGUAUCUGAACAAUGUUUGACUGUUGCGUCAUCUGUAGAUGUGAAAAGAUAUUUCAUUAGCUACCCUUACUACACAUUAUCUGGAAUCACCUUUGUUUCCACCUUUUGGUUCAUUGUGUGACAUUGAUAUGUUUGAGUAUAAAAUGUGUUAAAGCAUGAAUAAGAAGCAUGUUUGUGAUUAUGCAGAAAAGAAAGAUGUGGCAAAUGAAUGCCAAGGCCACUGCUCAAUGGGGAAAAGUGUCUCUGUUUUAUGCACAGAAGCAUUCACUUUCUUCAUUCGGCUAAUAUAGCGUAUAAGGAAAGCACCAAACCGAAUAAAGGAAUAAUUUUAAAUCAC